AAACACACCUCGAGCGGCGAUGAAACUCCACCAUUCCCUCAAGAAGAAUUAGAAAAACAAUUCUGUAAACAUGAGGAGAGGCUCCAAAAAGAAAAAAAUAGUCAAGCUCGAGAAGACGAAGAGGUGCGUCAGUUAGACAAAAGUCUGUUGUACCAGCGCGCCAUUGGGGCCGAGGAAGACCACCAGCGAAAGAUAAAGUUAUCCAAAGCGCGCUCCCUGCAGGAGGCCGACGAAAUUGAUUCAGAGAAUCCAAUCAGCCUAAAUAUCAAUACUUCAAUGGAAAGUUACGACGCCACUACGGAGGAUUCGAGCUAUGAAAACGACGAUAAUACAAAUAAAACAUCCACUAAACGCAUUUUACGAAAAAGUUUUCCUACUUCCCCAAAAUGCCGCGCCCCCAUUGCCUCGCUGGAUUGUAUGGAUGAUUUCAGUUCUAAUUCACAGCAAAUGUUAGAUCAAGUUUUAGAAUUGUCAGAAUCCAGAAAGAUGUCGACAUACAUGGCGAGUCACAGCCCGGCGAAUCUGCCCUCGGCAGUGACGGCCGGGCUGCGCUACAGGAACCUCGGCAAGUCAGGCCUCCGCGUGCCCAACAUUGGCCUCGGAUUGUGGAGCAGCAUCGACGAGGACACCACCGAGGACAUCGUCACCGUCGCGCUGGAGAACGGCAUCAACCUCUUUGAUUUGUCGGAGGCGCAUAACGCUAAAGGCGAGGCUGAAUUAGGAAGAAUCCUCAAGAAGAACAACGUGAGGAGAACCAGUGUCAUCAUAAUAACUAAAAUAUACUGGAGUACCAAUUCGGACGAGCGCGGCUUGUCGCGACGGCACAUCGUCGAGAGCGUUAAGGCGUCCCUCAACCGCCUGCAAACUGAAUACAUCGAUGUGGUUUUAUUGCACAAAGCGGACCCUGUCUGCCCGAUGUCAGAGCUAGUGCGAGCCAUGAACCACGUAAUCAACCAGGGCUGGGUCAUGUACUGGGGCACCGCUCGCUGGUCUCCCUCCGAGAUAAUGGAAGCGUACACGAACUGCAAGCACGCCAACUGCAUCACGCCCAUCGUGGAGCAGACGGAGUACAACAUGUUCUGCAGAGACAAGCCGGAGCUGCACAUGCCUGAGCUAUACCACAAGAUCGGCGUCG
This is a messenger RNA of Papilio polytes (common Mormon), 1135 nucleotides long. It is a transcript of the gene Hk, whose product is annotated as voltage-gated potassium channel subunit beta-1. The transcript is spliced from 10 exons. Gene Ontology annotation, molecular function: transmembrane transporter binding; potassium channel regulator activity. Gene Ontology annotation, biological process: regulation of potassium ion transmembrane transport. The annotation marks the transcript as partial. NCBI's taxonomy places the organism in Eukaryota, Metazoa, Arthropoda, Insecta, Lepidoptera, Papilionidae. The record is from RefSeq and is a predicted model, not a curated record. Gene Ontology annotation, cellular component: voltage-gated potassium channel complex.